AACUCAGUACCUUUAUCUCUGCCCAAAACCAGCUCCAUAAUGGCCAAGAAACUCGUCCAAUACUCAGUGGUGGAUGCAUUCACAGAUUCACCCUUCAAGGGCAACCCAGCUGCGGUUUGUUUGUUAGAUGAAGACCGGGACGAGGACUGGUUACAAUCCGUAGCUCUCGAGUUCAAUAUCUCUGAAACCGGUUACUUAACUCGCCUCAACCUCACCUACCGCGCCCUGGACCUCCUUCCCCGGUUCCGACUCAGAUGGUUCCCCCCUGUCAACUUUUGUGGUUCUGCAACGUUAGCAAUCUGCACACUCUCCCUCUUUUCGAGAGGCUUGGUGAAUCUCAACGCGAUUGAUUUGAACCACUUUCUUGGAAUUCUGACUGCCAAAAAGUUCCGGAUUUGGAGGUGUUACUUCCCUCACAAAAUCUGUUGUGGAAUUACAGCCACAGUUUGGACAUCCAGAAUUGUCCUGGAAAAGGCAUAUAGUUUCAGGGCACGCGCCAUCAGAACCGGAUUUGAUUUUUAUGCAGAUUCCUUCUGCCCAAAAUUUGGCAUCAAUGAGGAUCCUGUUUUGGAAGGAGGCCAUUGUGCUUUGGCACCUUAUUGGAGUCGAAAGCUGGGGAAGAAUGUUUUUGUGGCAUAUGCAGCAUCGCCUAGAAGUGGAUUCUUGAACAUACAUUUAGACGAGCAGAAUCAGAGAGUGCUGCUUCAGGGAAAGCUGUAA
This is a messenger RNA of Pistacia vera, 720 nucleotides long. Its product is annotated as phenazine biosynthesis-like domain-containing protein. Gene Ontology annotation, molecular function: isomerase activity. The record is from RefSeq and is a predicted model, not a curated record. NCBI's taxonomy places the organism in Eukaryota, Viridiplantae, Streptophyta, Magnoliopsida, Sapindales, Anacardiaceae. Gene Ontology annotation, cellular component: cytoplasm. Gene Ontology annotation, biological process: biosynthetic process.